Messenger RNA from Phytophthora sojae, 1158 nucleotides. RefSeq lists its product as hypothetical. The transcript is spliced from 3 exons. The record is from RefSeq and is a predicted model, not a curated record. The annotation marks the transcript as partial. NCBI's taxonomy places the organism in Eukaryota, Oomycota, Peronosporomycetes, Peronosporales, Peronosporaceae. Gene Ontology annotation, biological process: ubiquitin-dependent protein catabolic process; regulation of protein catabolic process. Gene Ontology annotation, molecular function: enzyme regulator activity. Gene Ontology annotation, cellular component: proteasome complex; proteasome regulatory particle, lid subcomplex.
GCGGCGUCCCCCGCGACGGUGGUGCUGCCCGUCGUGGACCUCAUUGAGGUGGAGAUCUACCUGUUCCUGUACGUGCUGGCGGCGCUGGUCAAGUACAAGCUGGCGCAGGAGGCUCUGGACACGGUGGACAAGGCGGUGGCGCGCUGCCAGCAGUUCAACCGCCGCACGCUCGACCUGCUGCAGGCCAAGGUGUUCACGUACUACUCCAACAUCCACGAGCAGUUCGGCCACGACCUCCCGGCCAUCCGCGCCACGUUGCUGGGCGCGCACCGCACGUCGUGUCUGCGGUACGACGAGGCGGGCCAGGCCACGCUGAUCAACCUGCUGCUGCGCAACUACCUCAAGGACAACCUGUACGAGCAGGCGUACAAGUUCGUGAGCAAGACGACGUUCCCCGAGACGGUGUCGAACAACCAGUUCGUGCGCUACCUGUACUACGUGGGCAAGAUCCAGGCGGUGCAGCUCGAGUACACCGAGUCGUACACGAAGCUCAUGCAGUCGAUCCGCAAGGCCCCAGCCAACACGGCGUUCGGCUUCCGGCGCACAGUGUACAAGCUCGCGAUUAUCGUGCAGCUGCUCAUGGGCGAGGUGCCCGAGCGCAACGUCUUCAACCAGGACGAGCUCCGCAAGGCGCUCGCGCCGUACCUGCAGCUCACCAACGCUGUUCGCGUGGGUAACCUGGAGGACUUCAACGUGGUUUUGGCGCAGCACGGACCAGUCUUCAAGGCGGACAACACGUACACGCUGAUCCUUCGCCUGCGUCACAACGUCAUCAAGACGGGUCUGCGCAAGAUCAGCACCUCGUACUCGCGCAUCCUGUUCACGGACAUUUGCGAGAAGCUGGCGCUGGAGAACGCCCAGAACGCCGAGUUCGUGUGCGCCAAGGCGAUCCGCGACGGUGUGAUCGACGCAGUGAUCGACCACGAGAACGGCUGGCUGCAGCUCAAGGAGACGGUGAACGUGUACACGACGAACGACCCGCAGACCGCCUUCCAGAGGCGCAUUACCUUUUGCCUGGACGUGCACAACGAAGCUGUCAAGGCCAUGCGCUACCCGCCGGAUGCAUACAAGAAGGACCUGGAGAGCGCGGAGGAGCGUCUCGAGCGCGAGAAGCAGGAGGAGGAGCUCGCCAAGGAAAUCGAAGACGAGAUGGACGAG